This is a messenger RNA of Xiphophorus maculatus (southern platyfish), 1584 nucleotides long. It is a transcript of the gene hhla1, whose product is annotated as HERV-H LTR-associating 1. The transcript is spliced from 11 exons. NCBI's taxonomy places the organism in Eukaryota, Metazoa, Chordata, Actinopteri, Cyprinodontiformes, Poeciliidae. The coding region runs from base 1 to 1479 and encodes 492 amino acids. The record is from RefSeq and is a predicted model, not a curated record.
AUGCGACUUCAAAUCCUAGCGGAGAGCGCCAUCAAUGCCGCCGCCAUCGACCCCGCCGCCAUCGACCCCGCCGCCAUCGACCCCGCCGCCAUCGACGCCACCGCCAUCGACCCCACCGCCAUCGACCCCACCGCCAUCGACCUCACGCCGCUGGUCAACGCCUUGAUUCAUUCCAGUCAGUCCGGCUCCCGGCAGCUCUUCUCUCUGCUCAGCGUCUCGUCCUUCAGCCCUCUGGACCUGCAUAAACUCACCCUGCUGGUUUACAACAUUUCCAGUGUAAAGAGUUUAGACAGCGGCCUGUUCAGGAGGCGGUUCUGCUACUGCGUCACCAACGACACAAACGACCUGAGCGAUUUCACCGCCAUCCUUCUGGACGUGAUGGGAAACUCAACCAGUUACCUCCAGGAGCUGUUUAGGUCUUCCUCCAUCCUGUCAGUCAGCCAGAGGAACGACUCCGACUGCAUCUACAUCUGUGUGAUGGCGGGGAAAACGGGCAGAGAGGUGAGCGGGUUCUGGGACGACGGCUCCGUCACGCCGCUGUUCAACCAGACGAUUGUUGAAGGACCGAACAGAGUGGCUAACAUCUCCUCCAUUCGGCUUCCUGUUGCUUCGCCACAUCUGAGCAGAACAUCGUCAACAACGUUAAAGGUCACGACCUCCGUGGGGGUCACACCGACGCCCUCCAGGCCUCCAGGCUUCACUACAGGACGUCCAUCAACUGAGACGCCAAACAUCCGGACGAGUCAAAGCAUUUCAACUCCACAGAUCAGGACAUCAGCUGGAACCGUGAGACGACCAACCAGCGCCGCUGCUCCAGCUCCGUCUGUGGUCACAGCCCGACCUCCUGCAGACGCAGCCGCAGGCGCAGGCGCAGCCACAGCUCCGUCUGUGGUCACACCCCGACCUCCUGCAGACGCAGCUGCAGGCGCAUCCACAGCUCCGUCUGCAGUCACAGCCCGACCUCCUGCAGCCGCAGCCACAGCUCCUGCAGCCGCAGGCGCAGCCACAGCUCCGUCUGUGGUCACACCCCGACCUCCUGCAGACGCAGCCGCAGGCGCAUCCACAGCUCCGUCUGCGGUCACAGCCCGACCUCCUGCAGACGCAGAUGCAGGCGCAGCCACAGCUCCUGCAGCCGCAGGCGCAGUCACAGCUCCGUCUGCGGUCACACCCCGACCUCCUGCAGACACAACCUUCCUGAAAUCACCUGACAGUCUGAUGGAAACAAACAUUUCUCCAACAUCUCUACAAACGACCUUCAUUAGACCUUCAACCCUCCGACCAACAGGACGACCUGCAGAGACGAAGCCGAGCAGCAAAGAUGCAACACCUGACCGGUCCAGAGAAACGGAGAGACCAGAGGCUGUCCCUGGAGGAGGCCGGAGCCCGGCGGCGAGGCGGAGACGCUCGGCGAACUCAAGCUGCAGCCCUGCGUCCUGCAGCUCUGCCGGUUCUUCUCCCAGUGCCUCUGCAGGCCGCUGAGCCGGACGACGCGCACCAAAAGAUACUGUGACGGCAGCUUCCUGUGGUAUGAAGAGCAGACGUUCGAAGUGUGUCGAAGAGUCAAGAGAUUUUCCUUCUCCAGAA